AUGCCACCCACAAUCCCCGCCUCCACCAUCGGCGCCCCCUCCUUCGACCCCUCCACCCUCCUCGACCCCUCCAACCCCCUCCUCCCCACCGCCCUCUCCCACCUCCAACCCCCACACAACGACCUCCGCCUCGCCCUCCUCACCCUCUUCUCCCUCCCCGCCUCCGCCGGCGACACGUACACCUACCACGCCACCGCCUCCGUGACCCUCCCGCAAGUCCAAUCCGCCGUCGCCGCCGGCCCCGCCCACGGCCUGCUCGACUGGUACGUCGACGCCUCCGGCCACGCGCGCGGCCAGCACCCCCCUCCCGCGGACGUCGCCGCGUACGUGGGUCUCUUUGACGCGACCAAGGCGCCCGCGGCCGCGCUGAAGGGGUUCGCCGCCAAUGCCAAGCGCGGGAGUCUGAGGGAGGGCGUGGCGAAGUGGCUGACGACGCGGCGCUUCGUGGCCGUGGGGGUGCCGGCGGUGGCGAAGCUGAAGGCCGACGGGAAUGGCAAGUGGUAUGUGAACCCGUACGCGGAGUUUCUGGCGUGGGCGUGCGGCGCGCUGCAGUGGUGUGGGCCGGACGCGAAUGCGGGGCUGGUGCGUGUGAGUCACCAUGUGCUGCCGCUGUUCAUGCAUCAUUUCGGGUGCGUGUGUCCGAAUUGGGAGGCGUUGAGCUUGAUAGCGUGGUUUGCGAGGCCGGGGGCGAAGGGGAGGCCGAAGAAAAGGGUUCUGGAUGUGGGGAGCGGGAAUGGGUAUUGGACGGCGAUGUUGAGGAUGGAGCCGUGGGGCUUGGACGUCACGCCGGUGGAUAACAUGCAGAGUCGUUGGCGGACCGUGUGGGUUGGGGACACGCUCGUCGUGGAUGCGGUCAAGUGGUUGCAGAAGCGGGAGGUGGCGCUACAGCGCGAAGAGGUGCUGUUGUUGGUCUAUCCUGUCACGCAAGGCGGUUUCACCGAGGGGGUCAUCGAUGCCUUCAAGGGUGAUGUCGUGGUCGUGGCGGGCACGCAGAAUGGGAGUGGCUACACAGGUUUCCAGGGCGAGUGUGUGGACACGUGGUUUAAGAAGCGCGGUGGGUGGGAUCUGUGCGUCAGGGUGCCGCUGAUGAGUUUUCCGGGGAAGGACGAUGCGUUGUUCAUUUUUCGACGAAAGGAUGCCGCCGCUUAG
Messenger RNA from Cyphellophora europaea CBS 101466, 1149 nucleotides. RefSeq lists its product as uncharacterized. The coding region runs from base 1 to 1149 and encodes 382 amino acids. The transcript has a single exon. The record is from RefSeq and is a predicted model, not a curated record. NCBI's taxonomy places the organism in Eukaryota, Fungi, Ascomycota, Eurotiomycetes, Chaetothyriales, Cyphellophoraceae.